Danio rerio (zebrafish) is the source of this 1722-nucleotide messenger RNA. NCBI's taxonomy places the organism in Eukaryota, Metazoa, Chordata, Actinopteri, Cypriniformes, Danionidae. The record is from RefSeq and is a predicted model, not a curated record.
GAAGAGAGUAUUUACACGUUUCUUUCAAGUACAAGCUUUCUAAACCGCUCUGAAACUUUAAAGAGACUGAUCUUGAUUAUUUAUAAUAGGGAUCUGUGAGAAUCGCUGGCCGCGGACGCUUAUUUCUCCUGAGCGCGCGCCCGCGCGCGAACUGCACAGCUGGUCGCGCGCAUUUGCCCAUGACUCGCGCUCUUCAUUCACUCCGGGACUCGGCGGGAGAAGCUCAGUCUUUCUCAGCGAGGAGAAGAGCUCACUUUAAACCUCCAAUGUAGAGAAACUUUGUUAGACUGUGGACUUUUAAUCGAGUUUUAAUGUGUUUUACACAAGAGCUGCCGACGAAAGUUUAAAGAGCGGUUGAAAGUUGUGCGCGUGUCCGUCUAUUUUGUUUUGCUGGAUGAUAUUCAGAAUGCCGACGACCUCUUCGUUGAUAUAGUUUACCUUCUCAUUUGGCCGUUUAUUACUUAAUAUCAUUACUGCUGGUCUGCUGCUUGACUGGAUUUAAUCUGCUUCAUGUGAUGUUUACGGACUCUUCACUUUUAUUGUGCAGUUUUGAGUCUUAUUUGUGGUUCUCCACAGGUGAAGGAGUUUGAACAGCUGUUCCCCGUCAGUUUUCAAUGGUUUGACUUUAUUCACCGCUGGAGACCCUGACAGAAGCCACUGAAAGACUUACUUUGUUUAGUUUUAGUUCGAGUUUUCAGUCACAAACAUGGAUAAAUACGACGAUUUGGGACUAGAGGCGAGUAAGUUCAUUGAGGACUUGAACAUGUACGAAGCGUCGAAGGACGGUUUAUUUCGCGUGAAGAGGGACGCGGGAAACAACCCUGAUUUUGAAGAAACCAGGAAAGUUUUUGCCUCAAAAAUGACCAAAAUACACAUCCAGAAGCAACAGGAGGAGAUGGCAAAAACCAGUUUGGCAGCAAGGAUCAACGGGAGUCUUUCUAAAGUGUCGGAUAACACAUUGUACACCAAAGACAGACCACCCAUCAAUACUUACAGACAGGGCGGUGAAGCGGCAGCUAAACCUCCCAUCAUGUCUGGACCAAUGGUUGGCACUGCCAGUGUGACUCCAUAUGCAUCUUAUGAAGGACAAAAACAUCAUUCGACCAUCAUACAGCACAAUGAUGGACCCAGCAGCAGGGUUUAUGACAGUCCUGGGAAUGCUGUUAACUCAGUACCCGUGCCAGCCCGGGCAGCACCCUCUGUCAGCCCGCCUGGCACAUGGGCAUCAAGAAGCGGGUACCCCUCCCAGACACCAUCUCCCUUUUCAAACAGUUCCUCCUCUUGUAGCUCACCCGGAGCAGGUCAGAAUCAUUCCCCUGUGGGCUUUCUUCAAAUCUCAGCAAAGUCUCCUUCCCAGUCGCCCACAGGGACAUACAGGGACGCAUUUCAGGUUAGCCCUGGUCUGCACUCCCAACCCAUCUCUGCCCAAUUGUCUGCCACUCAAAAUGGAGCAGAUCAUAACAUUGGCACCCCUACCCAGGUGUCCCAAGAGGCACCCCAGACCAAGAGCACUGCACCCAAUAAUCCAGCAAUUCCUUCUCCCAAACCAGUGCUCCCUAUUGAGUCCCCUCAUGAGGAGUCUUUCCAUGCGCUCAAACUGCCAUGCCCGAGCCUUCAUGUACAGACAGAUCAGGGGCCAUCUGUGGCUGAAAUAAAAUUAGAAGCUCUAACCGAACGCUUGGAAAAGGAGAUGGACACCCAGCCAAACGCUGAGUACUUUGG